AUGAAUUCUCUUCCUCAACAAUCAACACAGCUUGAUGGAGAGUUAACUGGCCCAGUGGAGGUGGCUCAAUACAACACGACGUCGUUUCCACCACCACCACCACAACAGGGCUUGCAUGCACAAUCUCAUUUCCAUUCAUCAACUCAAAACACCGCUGUCACUUGCUCUUCCAUAAAUGACAUUGAUGACAUCUCUGCUUUUCUCUCCAUUCCACAACAACCCCACACUCUAUCACAAAUUGAUCAACAACCACCUUUUCAUCAUGUAACCUCCCUCAAAAGAAGACUUUCACUGCUUGAUCCAACAUCACUCGCAUCGUUGCAACAACAACUCGCUGCAUUAUCAAGAGACAUUUCUUCUUCGUAUCGACAAUGUGAAGCGAUUUCAAUUCAAUCACCCACAAGUCACAAUUGCAUUCAUAGUAUAACGUCAGAUAUGGUGAACAUGUCACCCAUAACCCAACAAGAAAGGAAGAAACGAAAGAAAAAAGUUCCACAUGCCAUUGUAAAACAGGGUUAUCUCAUGUUUCAUCACUAUGAGACAAAUCCUCACAAUUUGCAAAACACGAGAUUGCUCAUGAGAGAGCCUGUCAUUUGUAUUUUAAACACAAAGAAGAUCCAGCUGUUUAGCCUUAAUUGUUAUCAGAAUCAAUUAGAACAGCAACAACAAUUACUGUUAUCCCUCACUGAAAUUUCUAACUCUUCCACCAACAAUAAGAUCCCAAUUUGUGACAAGUACUCGGCCAAUUUGGUUGGAACUAUUUAUUUAGAUGAUAGAAUUUGCAAAGGAAAGGUAGUUGUGAAAUGGAUCUCCCCAACGUGUUUUAGCGUGUACAUUGAAAAGAACCAAACUCAAGAAUCCUCACUCUCUAAUGACUGUACAGAAAAGACAAUUACUAAUCAUGUAAACACAAUAACCAACCUUAAUAGAGACUCAUGUAAAUCAACGUUUAACGAUCGUCUCAAAAAUUCAACGACUAGAGAUGAAUUUGACAUUUCAAUGUUGCCUGUGGACAUGUCAGCACCAUGCAUGACUACCUCCAUGACAACAGAUAACGACAAUGAUUGUAUCAUGCAUGAAAGAAACACAGAGGAUCGAUUGGUUUUUGAGGCUCCCAAUGAUGCUGAGGCACUCCAAUGGAUGUCACAAAUUAAGCAAGUCGCUGCCACUCUUCACAAUGAAAAUGUUUACAUCAUUAGUGAAUUACUUCUCAAAAUUUUUGAAUACCUCGACGAGAAGACCUUACUAUGUGGUGUUUCCCUCACAAGUAGAAAAUUCUUUGACGUGUCGCAACAUGAUUCUCUGUGGUUCAAUUUAUACAAACAUCACUACGAAAAGAUGUCCUAUGAUAUUAAUUAUUACAGACACAUGUUGCGAAAUAUUUUAAUGACCUCGUCUCAACCAAUAGCUUCCCCAACUCCAAACAAUGAUACUUCCACACCUCACUCCCAAAAACCAGAGAUUAGAGACGACCCAGACGCUCUCUAUGGUGAUCAAGUUACUUGGAAAUACAUUUUCAAGAAACGAAUGACUUAUGAAAAGAAACAUCUCCCUUCACUCACUGACUCUUCCACCUCUAGUCAACCAUCCUCUUCCAGUGCUAGUACCACAACUACAACUGCAUCCAAUACCAAUUCUCAAACUCCAAGUACCACAGGCACUCCACCAUCAUCUGCUUUGAACAAUAACACAAAUAGUUCUACUUCUGAAUCAUCAUCUCAACAACAACAAGUACCCUCACCUCCAUCCCAACCACAGUCAACAACCAACGAGCAGCAGAAUUCUGCUGAAACCAAUACUGAGAAUUCUGCCACCGAACAAAAACCACUGACCAAAGAAAAUGCAGAAAGACUUCUUAAAGAAGAAGAAGAACGAAAACGAAAGGAUGAAGAAGAAAAGAAGAAAACACUUUCGUCACAAUAUCUCAAGAAAGGAAAUGCACUUUUCAACGCUGCUGACAAAUCUUCAAAUCCUUUCGUCAAGAGAAUGCUGUGGAUGUUUUGUGUUGACAAUUACGAGACAUGUCUCAUGCAUAACGAAAAGAAUUGGACAGCUGCUCGAAAUUGGUGUGUUGCUUUAAUACGGCUUGAAAAACUUGCACAUAACUUGAAAACGAACGAUGCACAACUAUAUCUUGUUUUCCUUCUUAACCAAUGCAUUGACAAAUUUGAAAGAUGUGUGAAGUAUGCUCCCAAAAACGAUGAAGUAAUUACACUCUGGGCUGGUACCUAUAGUGACCUUGCUAUUAAGGUUUCAGAUAUUGAGCUCAGUGAUCACUUAUUCAGGUUAUCUCAUGAGAAGUUUGAGGAAGCUGUCAAAAUCAAGUCACAUAUUGGAACCUAUAACGAUUAUGGUAUUAGUUAUUGUGAUUGGGCUGAGAAGAGAAUUCGAUUCCUGAAAAAACGUGUCAAGAUGUCAACCUCUAUUCUCAAGACGGGAGCAAAUACAUAUCUCCUCGACUCUGAUCCCAAGUCACCAAGUAAGACUCUAAAUUCAGGAAAUCCAUUCUCUAGUGCUCCAUUGCCACUUUCUUCCUACUUCCCGAAUACUCAAUUUUCCAAAUACUCUACAUUCACAGCUCCAACUGAAAUUACACUCGAAGAAUUCGAAAAGGAGCGAAGAAUUAUAGAGGGAUAUCUUGACGAAAGUUCCAGGCUCUACGACAUGUGUCUCAAUAUCAAACCAGAUUAUUACCACGCGUUGAAUAAUAAGGGUUUUAAUGAAAAGCUCAAAAUUGACUUGUUAAAAGUUCGAAAGCAUUCUUUAAAGUUGACAGACGAGCAGAUUCGUGAAACAGACAUUGAACGAAAAAGACUCAUCGAUAUAGCUUGUAAUCUUUUCCAAAGAUGUAUCGAGAUCAAGGACUUUGUGAUUGCAAGAAAUAACUUUGGAAAUGUCUUGUUACAGGAAUCCAAAGAAGAGUCUGGUGCUGAGAGAUUUAGACUUUUAAAGCAAUGUAUUUCACAAUAUGAGCAAGCCAUGAUUCUGGAGCCUAACAAUGAUGGAUGCAUUUGUCGAUGUUCCAUUGCUUAUUUGAUGAAGGCAGAAAUUAUUUUGGCUGAAAUCAAGUCUGGAGAAUGUCAAGUACGGUCAAGUUUUGGUACCCUAGAGCAACAACAUGCCUAUCUUGAGCAUUUGUAUGAAAGAGCCAAAGUUGGAUUCAAGUGCAUUAAGAAUGUUUCUCUUUCACAUUACAAUUUGGCAUGCCUCAAUGCAAUUUUUAAUAAGAAAGAAGAAUGCAAAAAGGAACUCUUCUCUUGUGUGGACAUUCUUUCAGAGCAAAAGUUAAGAGAAGAUAAGGAUUUUGACAAUUGUCGAAAAGAGCCAUGGUUCCAUGAACUGAUGGAAACGGUAUCGAAAAGACAAUCGGUUCCCAUUGGGCCAACCAACCAAAAUCUAGAUUUGUAA
Molecule: messenger RNA, 3408 nt
Organism: Naegleria lovaniensis
Lineage: Eukaryota; Heterolobosea; Eutetramitea; Acrasida; Naegleriidae
Exons: 1
Coding region: 1-3408 (1135 amino acids)
Molecular function (GO): protein binding
Source: RefSeq, a predicted model, not a curated record